AUGGGGAACACUACCUCGUGCUGCGUGUCGUAGCCCAAGCUCCGGAGGAAUGCCCACUCCCGGCUGGAGUCCUACCGGCACACGGACCUGAGCCGCGAGGACGGCUGCAACCUGCAGCACAUCAGCGACCGGGAGAACAUCGACGAUUUGAACAUGGAAUUCAAUCCUUCAGAUCAUCCUCGGGCCAGCACAAUAUUCCUCAGUAAAUCUCAGACAGACGUGAGAGAAAAACGCAAGAGUCUCUUCAUUAACCAUCAUCCUCCAGGACAAAUAGCAAGGAAAUACAGCUCCUGCUCCACUAUUUUCCUAGAUGAUAGCACAGUCAGUCAGCCAAACCUCAAGUAUACAAUUAAAUGUGUAGCUCUUGCAAUAUAUUACCACAUCAAAAACAGGGACCCAGAUGGAAGGAUGCUCUUAGAUAUUUUUGAUGAAAACCUUCACCCUCUUUCGAAAUCCGAAGUGCCACCAGAUUAUGACAAACACAACCCAGAGCAGAAGCAGAUUUACCGGUUUGUUCGGACGUUGUUCAGUGCUGCUCAGCUGACGGCUGAAUGUGCCAUUGUCACCCUGGUAUACCUUGAAAGACUGUUAACGUACGCAGAGAUAGACAUCUGUCCGGCCAACUGGAAGCGCAUCGUGUUAGGGGCGAUCCUGCUGGCCUCCAAGGUGUGGGACGACCAGGCUGUGUGGAAUGUGGAUUACUGCCAGAUCCUGAAGGACAUCACGGUGGAGGACAUGAAUGAGCUAGAGCGACAGUUUCUCGAAUUGCUCCAGUUCAACAUCAACGUUCCCUCCAGCGUCUAUGCCAAGUAUUAUUUUGAUCUCCGAUCGCUGGCAGAAGCAAACAACCUGAGCUUCCCCUUGGAGCCCCUGAGCAGGGAGAGGGCGCACAAGCUUGAGGCCAUCUCUCGCCUCUGCGAGGACAAGUACAAGGACCUGAGGAGAUCGACGCGGAAGCGCUCGGCCAGUGCCGACAACCUGAGCCUGCCCCGGUGGUCCCCGGCCAUCAUCUCCUAACGCGGAGGCCACGGCCCCGCGCUUUCUCCUUUAGUUUGAGAAGAGACAGACUUGGGGUGGGUUUGUUUUUGUUUUCUUCCUUUUCUUUUUAAACUCAUAGCUCCGUCGGGCUGCCUCGGUGGCCGCCUCCACCGGCUGCGAGGGACGCAAGUCAGUAUUCCGGACUCCGGUUUCCCCUCGCGGGGGCGGCAGACUCUGACCCUGGAGUAGAGGGAAGGGACGGCGUGGCCAGGCAGGGAAAUGGCCGCCUGGCCCGGCCAUGCCCAAAGUCCCCUACCCGGUCCGUAGAGGAGCGCGACGGCCACAGCGUAGGUGACAGAGUUGGACGUGCAUUAAAGACAGUGCUGCCUUCCCACCCGGGUCAGUGUGUUCUGUGAGACUUCUUGCAUUCCUUCUUGCUGCUUUUUCUGGGAUUUGGGGGGGCGGGGGUUGUUGGUUGGCUUUUAUCCUGUUUUGGUCUCGGUCCCACAGAGCAGAGAGCGCAGUUUGUCCCCACCACGGCACAGACAUCCAAGUAAAUAGCACCGGUUGUUGCCCUCCGCGCCAUCUUGCGAGCCGCCUUCCUCCCCAGCGGGCUGUGCUUGUUGGGUUUCUGGGCACCUUUAUUUUCCACAUUUUCUUCUUCAACACUGGCAGAAUUCACUUGACUGUAGUGCUCAACCAAAAGUAUCCCCUUCCCCCUCAACUCCUCACCCCAAGAAAAUUCUAGAUUCCAUGGGUGCUUGUGCCUUCCGAUUUUCUUGCUGUUUUGGUGUGGUUUUUUUUUUUUUUUUCCUCCCCCUUUCUCUGACCUGAAGUUGGUGUUACAAACUCAGUCAGACUUUGUGGGCUGAAGGAAACAACGUGUGUGGCAAAGAGUAUACCCAGGUUGGGAAUUUUUCCAGAGUGCUGUUUCUUUGUACUCCCUGCCUAAUCCAUUCCUCUACUUCCAAUGUCCAUUGUUGCAAGCAAUAUUCUUCUCAAUUUUUAUAUGUUUACUUUAAAUCAAAGUUAGUCUAUUUGUAUAAAAUUUUUUAAAAAUCUAAAAUUACAAAAAAAAAGGGUGGGUGGGUAUUCUUGUGGGAAGAUCAUUCAAGGGAAAAAUGUUACUAUCUACUGAGGUAUUUUUCACAGAAUGAUUGAAUAAAAAAAUUCAACUUGCAUUUUCAUUGUGGGUGCUUAGAGAAGUUCUAAAAAAUUCAAACUGUGAAGGUUUUUCUGCUUCAUUAGUUACGAUCAUACUUUCAUUCUGACUCUUCCGAUUUCCUUAUGGGCUAGAUAAGAAUCUUUUACAUCAAGUAAAAUAAGAGUUAUUGAUAGAAUAUCAAAUAGUAAAUUUGAUAUUAAGUCUUAAUGAGUCACACUUACAAUGCUUUGGGUUUUUGCAUAUUUUCUUAGAUCACAGUGACGGGUUUCUGAGUGUUUUCCUUUUUCAAAUCUCUGAGGUGAAUGGCACCAAAUGAUCUGUGUUUCACCUUUCUCCCAUGUGAGCUUGGAACAUUCUGGAAUCUUAAAUGAGUCUUGAGUAUCUUAAAAUCAUAUACUCGGUCCCCAGUCUUGCCUGCUCUUGAUGAAACACACUUUGGAAAUGGAAGGGACUUAGAAUGUUAAAAUCCCAAGAGCAUCAAGCCAAAAGUGUUAGUCAGGUUUCGGUGAAAUUCAUGUCAUAUAUAAACAUGAUUGUUUGGGCCAGAAAUGUCACAUUCUUUCUGGCCUAAACUUUCCGAAGCAAACAAGCAGAAUAUCAAAAGUUAAUUAUCUUUCCAUUGCAAUUGUGUUGAUACUCUGGGUACCAAAAUCAGCUUUCUCCCUUCAAGAGUUGAAUUUAGAACUUUAAAUACAAAUCUAAAAAUGUAGAAAAUACCAUUUUAUAUUCCCUAAUCUAUAUAGCUUAAAAAGGGACGUAUUUUCUUAGCUGAAUAUGAAUACCUCUUAAACAUAAAUUAGUUCCUCUCAUGUAAAUUAUCUUAUUUUACUGAUCCAUUUCAGGAAAGAGGUUCUGCUGCCUUUAUAGCAGAAAUCUUAUUUUUAUCCCUUUUAUUUGAAUGAGAGAUUUGAAAAUUGAAUUAUGUAAAUAUUUCAAUGCAUCUGCCAUUAUUUUGUGGAGUUUAUUAAACUACUUAAAAAAAUUGUAUAGUCUAUUUAUUGUAUGUAUGUACAUACAGUCUGAUACCUAAAAUUUAAAGUGGAUUCCGUAAAACCUGACUCAUUCAUGUUUAGACCUAUUGAAUAUUGUUUUAGCCUUGUGCACUGGACUCUACCUCUGUAUAGGAAAAUUUUCCAUAUUAGUAUUGAUCUGUAUUAAUUGGUUAUGUUUCUUGCACUAAGAAUUUUUAAAACUCUGCUGUAAGUGUAGAUUUUAGUUUUACUUUGGCAGUAUGAAUCAGUCAACACACAGGUAGAUAUACUUUAGGUUCAUUUCAUUUUAUUUUUCUACAUGAUGACGAGUAGUUCUGUUUGUUCUGAUUUGUUCUAAGUUUGCCAAAACAAAAAAACACACAACCAGUUCAGUACCUAUUGACAAAUCGUAGUGACUGUAAUUUGUUUGCAAGGUGAUUCAAUGCCCUAUUAAAGCUGGACUGCUGUUUAGGAA
This is a messenger RNA of Microcebus murinus (gray mouse lemur), 3589 nucleotides long. It is a transcript of the gene CCNY, whose product is annotated as cyclin Y. The record is from RefSeq and is a predicted model, not a curated record. NCBI's taxonomy places the organism in Eukaryota, Metazoa, Chordata, Mammalia, Primates, Cheirogaleidae. Gene Ontology annotation, molecular function: protein kinase binding. Gene Ontology annotation, biological process: regulation of cyclin-dependent protein serine/threonine kinase activity.